This is a messenger RNA of Penicillium pulvis, 1059 nucleotides long. RefSeq lists its product as uncharacterized. Gene Ontology annotation, molecular function: ditrans,polycis-polyprenyl diphosphate synthase [(2E,6E)-farnesyl diphosphate specific] activity. Gene Ontology annotation, cellular component: dehydrodolichyl diphosphate synthase complex; endoplasmic reticulum membrane. NCBI's taxonomy places the organism in Eukaryota, Fungi, Ascomycota, Eurotiomycetes, Eurotiales, Aspergillaceae. The transcript has 2 exons. The record is from RefSeq and is a predicted model, not a curated record. Bases 1 to 1059 code for a protein of 352 amino acids.
AUGAUAUCCCAAAGAGACCGUGAGUUUUUAGACUGGUAUCACUCUCAAGAGGGCAAGGCUGGCCUAGACAAACUCGAGAACACGCCAAAGCUGUAUAUACGCGGUCUCUAUGAUCUGUCUAACCUGAAAAAACCAGAGCCUCCAGUAUCCUCUACCUAUGACCACCGAAGUACAAAAGCAACGCGCAACACAUUCGCUCGUAUCAUGCUACAAGUAAAGAUCUACCACCUGAUCUAUAUCAUAAUGCACAAAAUUUUCGAUAUUAUCGAACAUUCAAUUCAGGCGUACUAUCUGGUCAUCAGCCACACGCUUUCUACCAUCUAUCGCGAUCACCGAACGCCUGAACUUAUCAAUGAGGAUGUUUCAGAUUUGAAAAAGAUCCCACAGCAUCUGAGCGUCAUUCUGACAGUGCAUACUGCAAAGAACGAUCUGGGAACACUGAUGGACGAAGUGGCGGAGCUUGCAGCCUGGAGUGCAUGUGCUGGGAUCAUGCAGUUAAGUGUAUAUGAAAAAACCGGGAUUCUCAAGUCCCACAUAUCGACCUUACAUCCAAUUAUUAAUGCCAAAAUCGCCUCAUAUUACCGCUCUCCUUCUCAGCAACCAAGUCUACUGCUCUUUGCACCCAAACACCCUAUCGAGGGCACCUCAUCAACCAACAACACACCACUCAAGCUCCUCCUCUUGUCUUCUACUGAUGGGCGUGAAUCACUUGUUAAUGUGGCCGAAAGUCUAGCUCAGAUGUCAACGAAAGGCCAACUGUCGUCUACGGAUAUCACACAAGAAAUCGUUAAUGCCAAGAUUAGCGACAUGUCGAAACCAUUGCAAAACGGCUUGAAUUUAGAAGUUGACAGUUUCAAAUCCGAACCCGAUCUUCUUCUGAUCUUUGGGCCAUCUCUUAAACUAGAUGGGUAUCCACCCUGGCCAAUCCGGCUAACGGAGAUGUUCUGCACCGGAGAACGGAGCCAUGGGCUGCAUAGAUUUGGGAGCGCUGUUGAGUAUCAGGGGUUUCUGCGAGGAUUGAGACAAUAUGCUGGUGCAGAGAUGCGAGUGGGACGGUGA